AUGCCGUCAUCUAGCACCCCAACGGAGGGCGCCCCCCUCGCCGAUUACUUCUGGAUAGCAGGUGUAGACGGCACCGAGAUCCUGGACACAUUCAAGAGAUUGGGAGAAGACUACCGCACCAAUGGCGCCGCCUCUCCAGGCCCAGCGGUCGCAGACACAAUUCAAGAGGACGCCGAUGCAGAGGAGGAAUUCAAUCCGGACGCCUCGCGACCCAACUCGAUGCUCUUCACCGGCGCCAGUCGCCGCGGCUCAUUCCAGCGCCUGUCGACGCUCUCCAAAUCCUCCGAGGGAACCAAUGGCAAAGGGAACGGCAGCAACAGCAACCGCAGCAGUGUCACCGUCAAGGGUGCCUCGUCGCCCCUGCGCGGCUCGGCUAUGUUCAUGGAGGACUUUGAUUUCGACCAGGCGCUGUUCAAGUUUGCGAAUGAGCGGGAGUCGUUCUUGACGGACUUGAGUCUGAGUGCCGGUGCGAUUACGCCGAAAACACGCCCGCGAUCCCGCGUUCGGACGCAGAAGAUUGUUGCAGAGGAUUCACCGUCGCAGGGUGGGAAUCUGUUGAGAUCUGGUAUUGGAAGUGUCAGACGACACAUGUCCUUCCGCGAUAUGAACAGUAUGAAGCGGCAACCGUCUGUCGCUCGUCAAGCUUCGGUGCGAACCUCUCGACGACUGAGUAACUACAAUUCUGUCAUUCCAGUACCACAGCCGCUGGAGAUCUCCCCGACGAUGCAUCCGUUAAAGCGACGAUUCGAGCCCGUUCUCCUCGACCGAUACCCCACACGUGAAAUGCCUGAUGAAUUGAAGCAGCGCGGCAAUUUCCCGGAUUACGUUCCCAUGUUUGCCUUUCCCAAUGAUAUCAAUAUCGUCUCCUCUGACCAGCGACCACGUUCUACUUGGCACGGAUUUGCCAUGACAACGGAUAAUGGUUCCAGGCUGCAUGCUAUCUGUGUAAUUAUCUGGAUUCCGCUGAACCAGAGCGCAGCAGAAGAGCUCGAGAAGCGUUGCGAGGAAUGGAGGAAGGAUAAUAUGACCGACGAGGAGCGGGAACUGGCCGCCAGUCUGGGCGAGCGAUUAGCAUCCGAGCGAGCCAAACUCUCCCGCCUGUUAGCACAGCUACCGACAGUACCAUCUGGUUCUGAAUCCCGUGAACAAUUAGAGGACGAUAUCAGUGCCGUGGAAGAGAAGAUCGGACUGAUGACCGAUCUUUUGCGCCCCGUUCGUCACGGUGCAGCCUCCAAGAUCGAGGGUCUUACCGACGGUGACACUGGAUUCUGGAUUCCCCGCGCAUACGGUAUUCUGGGCCGGGAGAGCACCAUGACUAGCUUCUGGAAGGAGUGGCUGAAGGCUAUUGUGGUGCCCAUGACCGAGGGAGGUGUACAGCGUGUGCCUCCCCCUUCUCCGCGAAUGGGUGUGUGGCAGCCACUAGAGCGAUAUGUCAUGAAUCUCUGCACUGAGGCGUUCUGUCCAAUCUCUUCGAAGACGCAGGUUGAACUGGCCAUUAGGGAGUUAAGGUUGUUUGCCCGCAAAGAGGCGCCCAAUGAGAUUCCAGGAUCCCGCAACACUGAUCUAUAUGCCUUGUUCCGGACGUUGUCCAUUCCCAAUAUCAUGGUUCUCUUCGAGUACGCUCUUACCGAUUCUCGCAUUAUCUUCUUGUCCUCCCACACUUCCAUGCUUUACCUUGCCACCAGGGCCUUGGUAGACCUUCUCUUCCCUAUCGUCUGGACCGGUGUUCUAAUUCCUGUGCUCCCUGCUCGUUUGAUCCUGGCCCUGGAGGCCCCUUGCCCGUACAUUGUGGGUAUCGAACGUCGGUACGAGAAGGUGGAGCUGCCUUCGGACGACUUCGUUUUAGUAGAUCUUGAUUCCGACAUGAUUGAGAGCACCGUUCAGCCAACUGCUCUUCCCCGUCACCAACGCAGAAAGCUUCUGUCCUUGCUACAAUUGGCUGCUCCUCAACACAGUCGAUGCCACGUCCCUACUGGACCUCCGGCAUAUGCAAUUGAAACGUACCCAUGGGACUCGUACCUGUCCGAGAGCAAGGCGACUUAUCAAUCCAAGGCACCGGCCACCAACUUGGCCAAGUAUGUCGGUCUCAACUCCAGCGCGUUCGGCUCGACAGCUGUUGUUCCGGGCACAUACUCGCCUCCCAUUUUCAACGUCUUCCUGCAUGCCCGCAAGCCAGUGCCUCUCCACCAUCACCGCGGGAAUGCUCGCCCACAUCUGGUCAUUUCCCUCCCCCUCCCCCCAACACCAUCCUCGCGCAAUGAUUCGGGUAUGGCUUUGCAGGCCUCUUUGCGUGAAAAGCGUUCCGGUCACUUUGACACCGCCUCCAGGCGAAGCUCGUCGUUCGGUGUGAGCCGACGCCCAAGUGCACCGUUCCUUGGUCACACCUCAAAUCUCUCAGUAACAACCCUCAACACUGAGUAUGGCAGUUCUGGUUCAACUUAUGCUCCCUCCGUCUACGCGCAAUCCACUAUCGCUGCAUCGACAAUUGUUCCUCAAGCCAACAUGCAACAACCUGACAACAAUCAGGGUACUUGCUGGGCCGAAGGUCACUUCUUCCAAGUCCAGCCCUGGGAUGAUAAGUUGACUUGUGCCAUCUGUGAUGACCAUGCAGAGGAAGGCAUGUACAAGUGCUCUGCUUGUAAACUCAUCGUCCACAACCGCUGUGCUUCCAUGGUAUGCCUGCCAUGUGAUGCAGCCUUCCAUCCUGAUCAGGUCCGUGCUGCCUUUGUCAGAUGCUUCGCCAGUUUGUUCUAUACGUACAAGAAGUUCCUCGUUCCGGCCUCUGGAGAAAAGAAGAAGUCUGGAAUGUACUAUGUGUUUAACAUGGAGGCUUUCAUGAAGAGUCUUCCUAGUGAGCAUGCUGAGUACAUUGCUAUUUUGCAGCAAACUCAAGGCUUCAACGAGUUCAUCAGUGAUCGAGAAAGAACUAGUCCCAAGUCCAAGGACCCACGGAUGGCACUGUUCGACGAGAUCGUUCUUUCCAAGCGCAACCGUGGCCGUACAUCUAUCUUCUCCGGCCGCUCGACAACCGACUUUUUAUCAGACACCUCUAACCAUCUAUGGCGCACUGCCAAUGCCACUUUCUUCGCUCCGACCAGCCGUAGCCAGCAAAGUCUCUCUGCCGAUUACAGUAGAGUUGUGACAAGAGCUCCGGCGAAAUUAGACACCAGCCUAAUGACAGAACCCCGCAUGAUCCACGGCGCACCACGGGUUUCCAAGACGGCGAAUACUGCCCGCCGAAAGCCCCUGCCCAAACUGAUGAAUGGCCUGGCGAUAUCUCCCCCGAGUUAA
Molecule: messenger RNA, 3291 nt
Organism: Penicillium nucicola
Lineage: Eukaryota; Fungi; Ascomycota; Eurotiomycetes; Eurotiales; Aspergillaceae
Product: dDENN domain protein
Exons: 7
Coding region: 1-3291 (1096 amino acids)
Biological process (GO): regulation of Rab protein signal transduction
Cellular component (GO): cytoplasmic vesicle
Source: RefSeq, a predicted model, not a curated record